Messenger RNA from Eimeria necatrix, 360 nucleotides. RefSeq lists its product as hypothetical. The transcript has a single exon. Lineage: Eukaryota; Apicomplexa; Conoidasida; Eucoccidiorida; Eimeriidae. The record is from RefSeq and is a predicted model, not a curated record. The coding region runs from base 1 to 360 and encodes 119 amino acids.
AUGGUGAUCAGUCGCAGGUGGCAGCAAAGUCUUGGGGGGCAGCGGCGGCAGGGCCCCAUAGUCGCUGCAGCAGCAGCAGCAGCAGCAGCAGCAGCAACAGCAGCAGCAGCAGGAAUAGCAGCAGCAGCUCUUCGCACUAGUGAACAAGCAGCAACAAAAGCACCGGGCAGAACUGCAGCAAAGAAACGAGCAGCAAGCAGAGCAAGUGCGGCGACGGCGGCAGCAGCAGCAGCAGCAGCAAAUCAGCAGCAGAUCAGCAGCAGCAGCAGCAAAUCAGCAGCAGAUCAGCAGCAGCAGCAGCAGCAGCAGCAGCAGCACACUUGGCAAGCAGCUGCUCGUGGAGAGCUACGAAAUCGCUGA